This is a messenger RNA of Heterotrigona itama, 630 nucleotides long. The record is from the annotation of a GenBank genome assembly. Lineage: Eukaryota; Metazoa; Arthropoda; Insecta; Hymenoptera; Apidae.
AUGAUAGGACCAGCGACGUUUAGAAUUGGCGCGCCGACCUGCAGAUCUUCUGAAAUUCUAGCAACAGGAUUGGCCAGCAGUAGCCGAGGAGGUCCGUUCGUCUGUCCAGAAGCCAGCGUCAAAAUCAGCCUGAGAGUGGACUUGCGCGGUGGGGAACCGUCCGGCGUGAUCGCGACUUUGGUCGAUUCCGGCGCGACGAAAACCGGGUCGUUGUCGUUCUGGUCGAGCACGACGAUUCUCGCGGUCACGGUCGAAGCUAAUUGCUCACCGGGAGGAGCGCGGUCCGACGCCUUGAGGAUCAGCGUGUAUUCGGCUCUUUCCUCCCUGUCGAGAGGCCUGGCCAACGUGAGAGCGCCGGUCAACGAGUCGACCGCGAAACUGCCUCUCGAUGGAAACUCGGCCACCAAACCGUAUCGAAGAUCGCCGUUCAAACCGCUGUCCAAAUCGACGGCCGUCAAGUUGUAUAUGGUGGAGCCGAUUACCGCCCUCUCCGACACGCGAACGGUUAUCGGAUCCUGCGGCCAUCGGGGUGCAUUGUCGUUGGCGUCCUCGAUCACGAUCUUCACCGAGACAGCGAUGCUCUGGGGGUUGCCGAUCGACGUGGUGUCCAACGCGCGUAUCUCCAAGUGA